AUGGCGACUCCACGAACGAGCCUCCGAACCUUGACCAACUUGCUCUCCAAACGAGGCGUUUGUCGCUGUCCUUUUUCAAAACGGCCCGGCGCACUCUACAUUGCCCGUCGCGCAUACACUAAGGAUUCCAGCUCAAAUGAAUCGUUAGAGGAGACCGCCGCCAGCGAUCCUCCUUCGCACCUCAACCCGUCUCCCGAAGACUACUCCCGGUUUAUCUUCCAGGACAGAUGCCGCUCAACAAUUCAUGCCGGCAGUGGUGGCCACGGCUGUGUCUCGUUUCAGCGAGAAAAGUACAUCCCCGAGGGACCUCCGAAUGGUGGUGAUGGCGGCACCGGCGGAAGCGUCUACAUCCAGGCCAUUGAAGGCCUCACUAGCCUGCACAAACUUGCUCGGAGUGGAGUGAUCAGAGCUACCCGAGGCAAGAACGGUCAGGGUAAGAGCAAGGGAGGUAAACGUGGCGAUGACGUCCUGAUACAGGUCCCUGUGGGCACGGUAGUGCGCGAAUUUGACCGAUACGACCCUGUCGCUGAGGAACAGCGACGGCGUGCGCUGGAGAGGAAGAUGAAGAAACAAAAGGAGAAGGAGAAGAAAGAGUCGGGCUUGGACAUAGAAGAAUCGGAUGAUGUCGACUUCCAACCUAUCCGUCACGAUCGCUGGGUUCUUUACCCCGGGGCGAAUCCGUCGGAUUUCCUGACGACCGUGUUUCCGAGCAAUCCGCCACGAAGACAGAACAUUGCCGCCCUCGAGCCGCGCGCACCUAUAUACCUGGAUCUCUCGCAACAUAUGGACAAGCCAGUUCUGCUGGCCGCAGGGGGCGUUGGGGGCUUGGGGAACCCGCACUGGGUCUCUCGUGAACACCCUCGGCCUAGGUUCGCAUCGCGUGGAGAGGGUGGCAAGCGCUUGGAGCUGGAGUUUGAGCUCAAAAUUCUUGCGGAUGUCGGAUUGGUCGGCAAGCCGAAUGCUGGAAAAAGUACGUUGCUUCGGUCACUGACGAAUAGCCGGACUCGUAUUGGGAACUGGGCAUUUACUACGCUUGAGCCCAACAUUGGGACAGUGGUCAUUGACAACGACAAAGGACGGCCCUUGGUUGAGGUGAAGAACAAGCCCCCGCGGAAACGGUUCACCAUCGCGGAUAUCCCGGGAUUGAUUAAGGGUGCGCAUUUGGACCGUGGCUUGGGCUUAGGGUUCUUGAAACAUAUUGAGCGAGCAGGUAUCCUAGCUUUUGUGGUCGAUCUUAGUGCCGGAGAUCCAGUCGAGGAGCUGCAAGAACUAUGGAAUGAGCUCGGAAAAUACGAAGAGCUGCGCGAUAUGGACCCUAGCCCUAAUGAGAGCGACGAUGACCUGACUUGGAACCCACCGAUGCGCGGUUUACCAGAGCUACAAGCAGACCAUGAGCCUGGUCUGUCUCAGUCGAAAGACAGGCUUCCCGAGCUUGCCCUUCCGGCUAACCAUACAAAACCUUGGUUCGUUGUGGCUACGAAGUGUGAUCUUCCCGAGACACAAGAGCGAUUCAAAGCGCUACAGGAGUACCUCCGUGGAGUCGAGGAGGGCAAGUAUGGGCACCCGUCGGGGUACACCGAAGCUUGGAAAGAAGGGAUAUCUGCGGUCCCAGUGAGUGCUAUGCACGCUCAGAACGUCCAGCAGAUCCCAAGACUAGUGAUGCAGCUUUUGUAG
Molecule: messenger RNA, 1674 nt
Organism: Aspergillus mulundensis
Lineage: Eukaryota; Fungi; Ascomycota; Eurotiomycetes; Eurotiales; Aspergillaceae
Product: GTP-binding protein Obg
Exons: 1
Coding region: 1-1674 (557 amino acids)
Cellular component (GO): mitochondrion
Molecular function (GO): GTPase activity; GTP binding
Source: RefSeq, a predicted model, not a curated record